Molecule: messenger RNA, 895 nt
Organism: Phalaenopsis equestris
Lineage: Eukaryota; Viridiplantae; Streptophyta; Magnoliopsida; Asparagales; Orchidaceae
Product: CDT1-like protein a, chloroplastic
Exons: 3
Coding region: 35-391 (118 amino acids)
Biological process (GO): regulation of DNA-templated DNA replication initiation; DNA replication checkpoint signaling; DNA replication preinitiation complex assembly
Cellular component (GO): nucleus
Molecular function (GO): DNA polymerase binding; DNA binding
Source: RefSeq, a predicted model, not a curated record
AAAUUUUCCGACGUUGCACUGAUAUUUGUUAUAAAUGCAGGCUUGUGACGCAACCGCUAGAAUAAAUGAUGCUCAAAAGUUGACUCAACCAAACUCAGAAAAGCGCAAAGCUAUACUCGAUUGCUUGCCCACCAUGUUCGACACAAUCCACUUGAUCUGUCAAUCUACUGACUGUUCUUUGAUCACAAAGCAGCAGCUCGUGCACAAAAUAAUUUCAAAUAAUUUGGAUAUUGAAGAGACGAGUGAAGUCGAAGAGCUGUUGGGGUUGUUGGAAGAGUUGGUUCCAGGGUGGAUGUGUAAGAAGAGCACUUGUAAUGGGGAGUUCCUUUACUGUAUCAAACGUUUACCUGAUCCAGAUUCUGUUCGUACCAGACUUUCAGAAGCUGUGUGAAAAAAAAUAUAUAUACAGAACUAUGCGGGUAAUUCGUUUCAUUCCUGUUUCUAUUUGGUCAAGAAAAUCUAGAAGAGACUUCACUGCUCGGCAUACAAAUUUUCUUAGUUCAUGUCUGCCGCUGCAUAUUGCAAGCAUAUUUUUCUUUCAAAAGACUUGGGAUUUAUUUGAUUUGCCUUCGAGUCAUUUGACAAACUAAACUUUAGUUCCAAAGAAUGGAAUAUUUACAAUUUACCCCCUCUAAACAUUGAAUUAUUUUAUGGUGAAGCUGCUUCUGCUUGCCUUGAUUUGAUGACAUUAUAAUCAAGGGUGGUGCAGCGACCAAGUUGCCUCUAUUGUGACUUUGAAGUACCAGUUUAGAGCCACAGAAAUAUUAUCGCUGUAAUGCAAGAGCAGGACUACGUACAUGAACUCAUAAAUCAUUUUUGUGACAUGAUUAAACGAAAGGUAUUUUCAGCUUCUCAUAAUUUUUCUCCAUUGUAAGCACUGAUUGCUGCAAAUAAU